Daldinia vernicosa is the source of this 504-nucleotide messenger RNA. RefSeq lists its product as uncharacterized. NCBI's taxonomy places the organism in Eukaryota, Fungi, Ascomycota, Sordariomycetes, Xylariales, Hypoxylaceae. The coding region runs from base 1 to 504 and encodes 167 amino acids. The transcript is spliced from 2 exons. The record is from RefSeq and is a predicted model, not a curated record.
AUGGCUGAAUCUAUGGACGAGGAUGUUGGCGGACUCGCCGGCCAGUCAACCAACAAGGUUGUCAAGAAGGCUCGAAUCAAGCCUCGUUCUAAGCCAACGACUCGCCAGUCCACCGGAGCUACUAAGAACGUUGCCAGAAGACUGUUCGAAACAGCCUCGUCUUCAGACGACAACAUCGAACAUCAGUCUGGCAUCACACUACCGCAAGGAGUAGAUCCACACAACCGGAGAAAGCCCCAACCCGGUCGAAUUGUGGUAGAAGGCGACAAUGACGAUUGGUUGUCAUACGAAAUCGAGAAACUGCUAAAAAGACGUAUUAAUAGGCAAGGAACACCAACAUUAGAAUACCUUGUGCGAUGGAAAGGAUACGCACCAAUGUACGACCAAUGGUAUGCGAGAGAAUUUUACGGUGCAGCGUCCAGAAUGAGCUUAGAAAUGGUUGACAAAUGGGAACUUCUGUCGUUCUUCUGCGACACUUCUGUGGUUGUUCUGCAAGACUUCUGA